AUGUCUUGGGGAGAUUACAUUAACAAGAGUCUUCUUGAAACUGGGAAAAUUACAAAUGCUGCUAUUGCUUCUCGAGAGGGUACCAGUGUGUGGGCAUCUAAUGAUGGAUUUAGUUUAGGACUUGAUGAAUUAAAAAUUCUUGCAUCUGGAUUUGACGACCCUACUCAGAUUCUAGGAUCAGGUUUUUAUCUUUCUGGGAAGAAAUAUGUAGCAAUUCGUGUUGAAGGACGAAGUAUAUAUGGUAAACAGGGGUCCGAGAGUGUUUAUUGUGUGCAAACAGGGAAAACUAUCAUUAUUGCAUGCUUUCAUAAAACUACGCAGACUGGAGAAGCUGUUAAAAUUGUUGAAACCCUUAGUGAUUAUCUUAUUAGCGUAGGGUUUUAA
Pneumocystis jirovecii RU7 is the source of this 384-nucleotide messenger RNA. Its product is annotated as profilin. The transcript has 4 exons. Lineage: Eukaryota; Fungi; Ascomycota; Pneumocystomycetes; Pneumocystales; Pneumocystaceae. The coding region runs from base 1 to 384 and encodes 127 amino acids. Gene Ontology annotation, molecular function: actin monomer binding. Gene Ontology annotation, cellular component: cell cortex. The record is from RefSeq and is a predicted model, not a curated record.